Alternaria atra is the source of this 1083-nucleotide messenger RNA. RefSeq lists its product as uncharacterized. Gene Ontology annotation, biological process: protein N-linked glycosylation. Lineage: Eukaryota; Fungi; Ascomycota; Dothideomycetes; Pleosporales; Pleosporaceae. Bases 1 to 1083 code for a protein of 360 amino acids. Gene Ontology annotation, cellular component: Golgi membrane. The transcript has a single exon. Gene Ontology annotation, molecular function: glycosyltransferase activity. The record is from RefSeq and is a predicted model, not a curated record.
AUGUAUGCUUCUCCGAGAUUUCUCAACUGCAAAUUCUUCAUUUGGCUAUCACUUUUCCUCAUCGGUUUCCCGCUCCUCCUCCUUUGGAACCGAUCUAGCUUAGAGGUCCUUUCUGUCCCGUAUGCCCGACCACUUCCGAAGCCCAUUCCGCAGUUCGUUGCACACGGCGACUCGAAAUGUUUAUCAGAAGUUCCGCCUGAGCUCAUCGAAGAGGCUACGGCGACGCGUGCUACAUGUCGAAAGUACUCCCCUUUUGCAACCGGAAGGGCGCGCAUAGCGACCGUCACAGCACAUUUCGGCAAGCCUCAAGAAUACUACCAGAAAGCGUUCCAGACACAUCUCCUUCACGCCUUGGUUCACGGUACCGAGGUUAGAGUGAUGUGCGACCCGAUCGUAGACGAUCUGUGGAACAAACCAGCCUUCAUACUCAACCUGCUCAUGCGCGAGAUGCUGAAACCAGAAAAAGAGCGGCUGGAGUGGAUUCAAUGGGUCGAUCGGGAUACCAUCAUCCUUGAUCAAUGUCGUCCUAUAUCGAGCUUCCUGCCCCCAGAGAAAGCACGCUUCGGCUCGUGGUGGCGCCGUGACGACGAGCAACCCCAAGCUCCAGCAAACACAACACAUAUGCUUGUGACCAAAGACUGGAACGGUCUCAACAACGGUAUCUUCCUUCUUCGUGUCAACAGCUGGGCCAUCGAACUCUUCACCGCUAUCCUUGCCUUUCGCCACUACAACCCGGAAGUCGAUCUCCCUUUUACCGAACAAUCUGCCAUGGAACACGUCCUACAAACCGACCAAUUCAGAGAUGAAGCGCGAUUCGUGCCACAGCAUUGGUUCAAUGGAUACGAAGAGGGUGGGGCACAAAAGUUUGAGGAAAGAGAGGAUGUGGAGGGUUUGGACGAACGACACGUAAGAAGAGGUGAUUACCUGGUUCAUUUUGCUGGGCGUGGGAAGAGGGGAGAUCUGUUGAACGAAUGGAGUGAGAUGCUGAACAAGUCAGGGAUUGUAUGGAAAAAGGACAGAGUGCAAAGAGAUGUCUCGGGUGAAGUCGAGACAUUUUGGAGAGAUCUUGGGUAUGGGGUAUGA